UUUUUGAUAAGUAAACACUUAACAAUAAAAGAUAGAAGUUCGGCCGACGACAGCUUUAUAUAAAUGUAGACCAUUGGUCGUUUCGGUUGUUAUUUGAUUGUAGAAUUUUAACCAGAAUUUGUGAUUAUGUUGAUAGUGGUACUACUUGGUGCCAUUGGAUUGGUAUCCGCCGGUGACGGAACGGGAUAUAAUUAUCCAAAACCCUCGAUCCCAUUCGGCGAAGAAGUGUGUCCACCCGGCUCAAAUGGCGUCUAUCCACAUUGUGAUCAUCCACAACCUCAAGGGAAGUGUGCUACAGGUUAUUCCGGAAUAUUUCCUGACUGUGAAGUGACGGAAAAACCUAGACAAUGUCCUCCACCAACAGUUGGUACAUAUCCAAACUGUAUCGUUCCUCCUUGUCCGCCAGGAUUCACUGGAAUAUUCCCGAACUGUGAGAGACCAAAAAAUACAGGCCCUGGAGGAUAUCUACCUCCUCCACCCACCGGAAUGUGUACACUAGAUUGGAGCCAAUUCAAAUCAGCUUUCAACAAAACUUACGUCGAUGAAAACGAAGAAAGCUAUCGUCAACAAAUUUUCUUGCAGAAUCAACAGAUCAUUGUUGCUCACAAUGCAUUAUAUGAGCAGGGUCUUGAGACCUAUUCGUUGUGCAUAAAUAAAUUUGGCGAUUGGUUACACGACGAAUACAUUGGAAUCAAUGGAAUCGAUCUGUCGCAAACUGUCGCUAGUGACGAAGAUGAGAACGACAGUGGUGAAAGUGGUGACGAUAGCAAUGAUGGAAAUGGAGGCCAUGGUGAACAACAUGGAGCACAUGGAUCGGCUGAAUCAAGGUCAAACAACAGUAAUGAUGGCAACGAUGUUGAUUCUUCAGGCUCCGGAGCAAACACCGAUCAAAGUGGAAAAUCGAGCGCUAGUUCAUCGAGCAAUGGAAAUGUUCAAGGCACAAAGGCUAGUAAUGAUGCAGGAGACGUGCCAGAUUCGAAAGAUUGGCGUAAGGAAGGAGCUGUAACACCGGUGAAAGAUCAAUUAAAAUGUGCGUCGUGCUGGGCUUUCUCAGCUGCUGGAGCUUUAGAAGGACAAUUUUUCCUUAAAAAUGGUGUACUUGAAUCAUUAUCUGAACAACAAUUGGUCGACUGCUCACGACGAUUUGCCAAUAACGGUUGCAAUACCGGCUAUAUGACCAAUGCCUUCUUAUACACGAAAAAGGACGGAAUUCGUACCGAAGCUGAAUAUCCAUACGAAGCAAGAGAUAAUCAAUGCAGAACAUCUCCGAAUGAAAUGAAGAACAAACGACUCAAGGCUAUUCCGAAGGGCGAUGAACAAACAUUGAAAGUAUCGGUUGCUCAGAUUGGACCUGUAUCCGUUGGCUUGGAUGCUACGCACGAUAAAUUCAUGUUCUAUUCGGAUGGUGUCUAUUUCAACGAAGAUUGUAAUCCGGCGAGAAUAAGUCAUGCUGUGUUAGCCGUUGGUUACGACACCGAUGAGAAAACUGGAUUAGAUUACUGGAUUAUCAAAAAUUCGUAUGGAACGACAUGGGGAGAUGAAGGAUAUGGUAAAAUAGCUCGAAACAAAAACAAUCAUUGCGGCAUCGCAAAUUUGGCAUCGUAUCCGAUUGUUUAGUGAGGUGAUUGCUGUGAAGACAAUAAAAAUUGUCAUUUAACUUCUUUUGUAAUUUUUUUUUCUGUGAAAAAUUAAAAAAAAAAAAAAAUUUAACCGGAA
Messenger RNA from Bradysia coprophila, 1716 nucleotides. RefSeq names its product cathepsin L-like peptidase. Gene Ontology annotation, molecular function: cysteine-type peptidase activity. Gene Ontology annotation, biological process: proteolysis. Lineage: Eukaryota; Metazoa; Arthropoda; Insecta; Diptera; Sciaridae. The record is from RefSeq and is a predicted model, not a curated record.